Molecule: messenger RNA, 2504 nt
Organism: Sphaeramia orbicularis (orbiculate cardinalfish)
Lineage: Eukaryota; Metazoa; Chordata; Actinopteri; Kurtiformes; Apogonidae
Gene: fam76b
Product: family with sequence similarity 76 member B
Exons: 10
Coding region: 431-1435 (334 amino acids)
Cellular component (GO): nuclear speck
Source: RefSeq, a predicted model, not a curated record
GCCACUUCCGGUUACAUGACGACGACGGCGUUGAUACAAAAAAGAGAGAAGGAAAACAGGAAAAUACCAUUCUAGGCGAGAACAGUGGAAACUUAAUACAAAUUGUCCCAUCUCUGUCAAGUAAUUGCUUAUAUGGCAGCCUAACUAACGAUCAAUCUGCAAUUAGUCUUGUCGGUUGAGGUACAAGCCGGAGGAGGUCAUAGAUAUUUGGAGUUUAUUGUUCUUCGGCUGCUUAGCUAUUUCUGUGUAACCCUCCGCUACUAGCCCUUCAAGCUAACGUUAGCUAACGUUCACCCUGGAUGCCAGCACUGUGUGAGUUUUUAGUUCUCGAUUAGCGAGCGACCAGAAAGGGAACAGCGUCGUUAAUCCGUUCAGUUUGCAGCUGGACUCUGCUAACCCCAUUCAACUCGGUGACAUUAGUUUGGUGAGGAUGGCAACGUCGGCUCUGUACGCCUGUACGAAGUGUAACCAGCGGUACCCUUUCGAAGAGCUGUCGCAGGGCCAGCAGCUGUGCAAGGAGUGUCGCAUUGCACAUCCAAUAGUGAAGUGCACAUACUGCAGAUCUGAGUUUCAGCAGGAAAGUAAAACAAAUACAAUCUGCAAGAAAUGUGCCCAGAACGUCAAACAGUUUGGAACGCCCAAACCCUGCCAGUACUGUAACAUCAUUGCAGCCUUUAUUGGGACGAAGUGUCAGCGUUGUACUAACUCAGAGAAGAAAUAUGGACCUCCUCAGACCUGUGAGCAGUGCAAACAACAAUGCGCCUUUGACCGCAAAGAGGAAGGCAGGAGAAAGGUGGACGGGAAACUGCUCUGCUGGCUUUGUACUCUGUCCUACCGCCGUGUCCUGCAGAAGACUAAAGAACAGAGGAAAGGCUUUGGCUCCUCCAACUCCUCCUCCCUGAAUGAGAAAGACCACCACUCCAGAUCGCACCAUCAUCACCACCAUCACCAACACCGACACAGCAGUUCUCACCACAAACUGAGUGGGAGCUUGAGUCCCGAACAGGAGCAGGGACUGUGGAAGCAGAGCCAUAAAUCGUCUUCAAUCCAAAAGGAGACUCCAAAGAAGAAACCAAAACUGGAGAUGAAGCCAUCCAAUGGGGACAGUAGUUCGAUCACCCAGUCCAUGGAUUCUGGUGGAACAGACAACUUCAUUCUGAUCAGCCAGCUGAAAGAGGAAGUCAUGUCACUAAAGAGACUUCUGCAGCAAAGGGAUCAGACAAUUUUAGAAAAAGACAGAAAGCUUACAGAGCUCAAAGCAGACUUUCAGUACCAGGAAUCCAAUAUGAGAGUCAAGAUGAACCAAAUGGAGAAAGCGCACAAAGAGGCAAUGGAACAACAGCAGUCCAAGAACAGAGAGUUGAUGAAACAAGUGGCCGCCCUCUCAAAGGGAAAAAAGUUUGACCGGACAGGAAGUUCUCUGCUGUUGCCCUAACGAUAGGCGGGUCAGUGGGUAACAACACAGAGCGGCUUCAUUGUUCUAACACUGUGAAAGUCUCCCUCCUGUGUUUCCUCAUUGCCAUCAACAUUGAUUAACUUCUUAAUUAGUAAAGCAAGAGACCAUGUUGUACAUGGUCAAUCAAAUGUUGAAUCCAAGAACAAGAAACUUUUCUCUAAAUGUCAACAUAUUUUAGAUAUUUUAUGGUGACUUUUCCACUGGAUCGUGGGGUUUGACUUUGCAAGGAGUGGAGGAUGGAGCCCUCAUUUUUAACACUGCCGGGCCAAAAAAAGCAUGGUGUGCAUAUGUGGAUAGCAUUCUGUCGAGUCCCAUGUAUCCACUUAAUUUUUAUGGAUGUCAUGCAAUUUAUUUAUUCAACUGUAUUUCUUAGCUUUUUUAUUUCCUCACAACAUACUAAGAGAAUAUCCCACAUUUAGGGGGUUUCUUCAAUAGCAAUUAGUUAUAUUUUUCUAAACGGACACGAUUGUGGAUGACAUGUUCUCCUUAAUGGAGGCCCUGUGCAACUUUACAAUGUAUGCAAAUGUGGGAAGGGUGACCAGUGAGCUGCUGCUCAACAGUAGAAAAUUCUCAGUAUCAAUUCAUACCACAACCAAUGGACAUUUUCAAAGGCUGUCUGAUAGAGAGACAACUCUUGGCUGCCCUCUUUCUCACUGUGUGACAGCUGUAGUGCUUUGCUGUUUCUCUUUAGUGGAACGAUUGUAAUACUGCAUGAUUUUACUGCCAGAUACCGGUUGGCAUUGUGGUCGGACUUUUUCCCCCUUCCCCUUUUACUUAGUUUUUUUUUUUUUUUUUUUUUAAGUCACUUGUAAAUGUAUUACUGGGGUCAGCCAUUGUGUUUAAAAUAUUGCUUGUAUCUGUUUUAGUGAGUAAAGUAUGUGUAUGGUAAGGCCAGUUGAAAUUAACAUGUCUGUAGAAGAUGCUUUUAAAAGGAGCAUACCUUUCACCUUGCUUUAUUGGGCUGGUUUCAUACUGUGGCGUCCAGGAUCACUUUUGUACUUUUUCCAAACCAAGUGUUUUAAAACUAUUAAAACUGGCUAAACUGUUA